AUGGCAAACCUCCGCCGAGCUCCAGCAGCCCUCCCUCGCACCGAGCCAAAGACUCACGCCGCCUAUCCCAAGAAACAAAAGCAAGUCGUCUCCACCACCGCAAUGUUCAAGCGUCCUCUCCGCCCGCGCCAGAACGCCAUCUCCUCCGCCCCAACCCGCACCCCAAAGCCCAUCCGCAUCAUCAAAUCAGCGCAAAACCCCCCCGGCCCCUCAAUCCUAAAGAAAGCACGAAUAGUAGGCGAGAGCGUGGCGGCGAAGCAUCCAAUCUCAGUCGCGUUCAAUGAAACAACAACAACCUACCUCGACACCACCACCGCCUCCCUCACACGCGCCUUGAACGAAACCCACGCCGCCCUCCUCGCCGAACUCGCAGCCGCCGUUUCGACCGGGCCCACCAAACCUCCCCUCAGCAGGAAAACCAAUGGAGCUUCGACGCGAUACCCAGACACAACGGCCAGUGCUAGCUCCCCCCAACCCCUCGCAACCCGCUACGCCGCCGACAUCGCCGCCCUCACGGCCCCGCUUGGCGCCAUCACCCUGACUUCUACGCAGUGGACACGCGACAUGACGCUGCACGAGCGGCUGACACGCUUCCACGAGACGCUGCAGGCAGAGGCGCAGGUGGUGCGUGAGCUGCAGGCGGAGUACGAGGAGGUGCUGGAGGAGCUGUACUGGGUGCUUCGCGCUGCGGUAGGAGAGGAGGAGGCGGGGAGGGUGCUGGAAGCGAGUGGGGUGAGGUUGGGAAGCGGGGGGGAGGCGCGGGGAGGGGUUGCGGAGUCGAAGCUUGAGGCGCUGGAGCCUGCGCCGCGGGUGGAGGAUAACGAGGUUGAGGGGAUGGAGAGGGAGAUUAGGGAGGUGAGGGAGGUUGCGUUGACGGCGUUUCGGGAUGAGGAGAGUGAGAGGAGGGGGAAGGAGAAGGAGCAGAAUGAGAAGAUUGCGGAGUCGAUGAAGCGGUUGCAGGGGUAUUGA
Molecule: messenger RNA, 969 nt
Organism: Mytilinidion resinicola
Lineage: Eukaryota; Fungi; Ascomycota; Dothideomycetes; Mytilinidiales; Mytilinidiaceae
Exons: 2
Coding region: 1-969 (322 amino acids)
Source: RefSeq, a predicted model, not a curated record